AGAGAGAGAGAAGAAGAAGAAGCAAACGCAGCGGACUCUAAUUCGGGUGAACUUCAUAACGGGCUUUGUGGAAAUAUUUUCCGACGCUACGCCACCAACCCAGCCAACCGAGAGCGCACCCUGGUAGGGAGCAGCCACCGAAAGGUGUCCAUCUCGGAAGAUUCACGCUUCACUUCCGUGCAAAAGCGGCAACAACUACAACAACAACAACGACAAUGUGCCGAACCGGACCGCGACCAUGAGGGUCGCUGGCCUGUGCCACCGAUCGACGCGUGUCUCGGUGGAUCGCCGAAUUUUCGGAGGUAUAUAAGCCACCGGCCAUAGCCUUCCAAAAUCAGUUCUUUCUCUGGUCUCGCUAUCUCUGGUACUAGUGUAGGUGCGAAGAAAAGUGUACGCAAAAUCAGCGCGAUUGGUCAACCGACAGUGCACAAUGCGUAUGUUUAUUAUCCCUUGCUGCCUGGCCCUGCUGGUGGCACUGGCCACUGCUGAGGGAAAUGCUGCAUCGGAACAGCAGGCGGCCGCCGAAAAGAGAAGCGUAGAAGCUGAGCCAAAGGAUUCUCAACGUCUUGAGAAACGAGGAGCAUCGCUGGACGAAUGGAGCCAACUUUCCCACGGUUACGCUGACCAGCACAGCUACCAGCAGUAUCAGCCCCAGCUGCAGUAUCACCACCAGCAGCAGCAUCAUCAUCACGUGAAGUACGAGGAACCGAUCAAGACGAUUACGAUCGAGAAGAAGAUCCCGGUCCCGUACACGGUGCACAAGCAUUUCCCCUACACGGUCGAGAAGAAGGUCCCGUACGAGGUGAAGGUACCGAUCCCAAAGCCAUACCUGGUUGAGAAGAAGGUCCCGGUGCACAUCAAGGAGUACGUCAAGUAUGCCGUCCACGUUCCAGAACCCUACACCGUCUACAAGAAGAUCCCGUACGAGGUGAAGGUCCCAGUAGACAAGCCGUACGAAGUGAAAGUCCAUGUCCCGAAGCCGUACAUUGUCGAAAAGAAGGUCCCGUACGAGGUGAAGGUUCCGGUUCCGGUUCCGGUGACCGUCGAAAAGAAGGUGCCGUACGAGGUGAAAUACGAGGUGGCCGUCCCGAAACCGUACACCGUCUACAAGAAGGUCCCGUAUGAGGUGAAGGUCCCAGUUGACAAGCCAUACAAAGUCGAUGUCUUGAAGCCGGUGAAGGUGGAAGUGCUGAAGCCGUACCCGGUGGUCGUCGAGAAGAAGGUCCCGUACGAGGUGAAGGUGCCAGUUGACAAGCCGUACGAGGUGGAAGUACCGCGCCCGGUAAAGGUUGCCGUCAAAGUGCCAGUUCCGGUGCCGUACACGGUCGAGAAGAAGUUCCCGUACACGGUGGAGAAGGCAGUGCCAUACGAGGUGAAAGUGCACAUUGAUCGCCCAGUGCCCGUCUACAAGGAGGUGAAGUUUGCCGUCCACAAGGAAGUUCCGGUGCCAGUGAAGGAGAAGGUUAUUGUGCCAGUGCCAGUUAGCGAAAAGAAGCCGGAAGCUGAGUACCACCAGGAGCAGCACCAGGAAGUUCAGCAUGAACAGCAGCAUCAAGUCCAGUACGAGCAUCAGCAUCAGCAGCAGCAGCAGGAGCAUUUCUACCACGAUCAGCCCCAGGCGCUGGCUUACCACCAGGAACCUCAAUCCUACCACGAGGAAGCUGCCCAUGCCGCUUACCAGCAGGAGGUCCAGCACCAGCAACAGCAGCAGCAGCUGCAUCAGCAACAUCAGCAGCAACUGCAGCAGCAGCAUCAGCAGCAUCAGCAGCAGCUGCAGCAGCAGCAUCAGCAACAGCAGCAGCAGCAGCAGUUCCAUCACCAGCAGGAACAACAGUAUCACCAGUACCAGCAGCACCAGCAGCAGAUAUACAACGCUCACCAGCAGCAGCAGUACCAGCAGCAGGAGCAAAACCAUCACCAGCAGCAUUACGAAUCGCACUAAACGUUCCUUGCCCGAGUGCACGAGCAUGUGUGUGCUGUUUGGAAUCGCCGACGGAAGACUGCCAGACUGAUCGCGAUCCGGAAUGAUGUGAUAAUGUUUCUUUACCCUUUAAGUAUAGCUGCCUCGUGACGCUUUGCAACGGUUACGCGAGAUCGGAGGAACCCGGUUUGGCUUAUCCCUCUAACGCCCCACAGAUGUCGAAAGAGUCCUUCGUUUCUCGCACACUCGUUACUGUGUGUGCUUUACAGUUUAAGAGAAAGACGGCUGCCGUAUAGUCGCAGUCGCAAUGCGCGUUCGCAAUUCAGCAAAAGGGAACGCGGCCAACGAGAAAAAUCUUGAAAUGAUCGGAUGCACAAACGCGACACAUCUCGGCCAACCUUCUCAGCAUAAUCGGUCCCGGUUCGGAACGGAUGCAUCCAAAAGGACUGGGAAUGCAUUCCUACUACGAAUGGGACCAGUUUCGGGAGAAGCGAGAUGGGUGGGUUUGUCGAUAUUUGCAUCAAGUUGUUGUUAGUUGUUGUAUUGAAUGACUGAAAAAUUAAAACAGAUAAAAAGGAAAACAAAUAUAAACAAAAAAAAAGUUAUGAUCACAAA
This is a messenger RNA of Anopheles stephensi (Asian malaria mosquito), 2536 nucleotides long. Its product is annotated as RNA polymerase II degradation factor 1-like. Bases 431 to 1942 code for a protein of 503 amino acids. The transcript is spliced from 2 exons. NCBI's taxonomy places the organism in Eukaryota, Metazoa, Arthropoda, Insecta, Diptera, Culicidae. The record is from RefSeq and is a predicted model, not a curated record.